Glarea lozoyensis ATCC 20868 is the source of this 1161-nucleotide messenger RNA. Its product is annotated as Ubiquitin-like protein. The transcript has 7 exons. Gene Ontology annotation, biological process: proteasome-mediated ubiquitin-dependent protein catabolic process; nucleotide-excision repair. Gene Ontology annotation, molecular function: polyubiquitin modification-dependent protein binding; ubiquitin binding; proteasome binding. NCBI's taxonomy places the organism in Eukaryota, Fungi, Ascomycota, Leotiomycetes, Helotiales, Helotiaceae. The coding region runs from base 1 to 1161 and encodes 386 amino acids. The record is from RefSeq and is a predicted model, not a curated record. Gene Ontology annotation, cellular component: nucleoplasm; cytosol.
AUGAAGUUAACUUUCAAGGAUCUCAAACAACAGAAGUUUGUCAUCGAAGCAGAACCAUCUGAGUUGAUUUCGGACGUGAAGGAGAAAAUCUCAAAAGAGAAGGGAUGGGAAGCCUCAUUGCAAAAGCUUAUCUACUCUGGCAAGAUUCUGCAAGAUGCCAACACAGUCGAGUCUUAUAAAAUCGAGGAGAAGGGAUUCAUAGUCUGUAUGAUCCAAAAGCCCAAGGCUGUUCCCGCAGCAUCUGCGUCUACCUCGACCCCUGCGAAACCCCCAGCGACUCCUGCCCCAGCUGUUGCUUCAACGCCAGCGCCUCCAGCAGCUCCAAUCGCGCAGACUGGUUCUUCAGCUUCAGGUGAUGUGCCGGCAACUCCUACGCCAGCUGGAACUGGAGCAUCGGCUCCAUCUGGUAACUCGUCCGGCUUGGCUAUGGGUGCAGAGAGAGCCGCCCAAAUUGCAGAAAUGGAAAGCAUGGGUUUCGAGAGAUCACAAAUUGAUUUGGCUAUGCGGGCAGCUUUUUUCAAUUCCGAACGCGCCAUCGAAUAUCUCUUGACCGGUAUCCCCGAAAAUCUACAGCAAGAACAGAGAGCUCCUCCAGCGGCCGACGCUUCCGCCGAUACAUCAGACGCCCCACCCGCGGCAGAGGAUCAAGCUGCAGCAGGCGUGCCAGAUGAUCUUUUCGAACGUGCCCGGCUUGGAGCAGCGGCUGGUGGUGGUGGCGGUGGGAGUCCGUUUGGUUCUAUGGGCGCUGGUGGUGCGGCUGGUGCGGGCGCGGCCCCUGGUGGAUUAGGGAACCUCGAUUUUCUACGAAACAAUGCCCAAUUUCAACAGUUACGGCAGGUCGUUCAGCAAAACCCACAGAUGCUUGAGCCCAUUCUUCAACAAGUUGGUGCUGGUAAUCCACAACUGGCGGCUUUGAUUGGUCAGCACCCUGAACAAUUUCUCCAAUUGUUGAGCGAGGACGGUGAUAAUGACGCGCCAUUGCCUCCUGGAGCCCAAGCUACUCAGAUCAGUGUCACUGAGCCAGAACGAGCGGCCAUUGAACGUUUGUGUCUUCUUGGCUUCCCUCGUGACCAAGCUAUCCAAGCUUACUUCGCAUGCGACAAGAACGAGGAGCUGGCGGCAAACUUCCUUUUUGAUCAACCAGAUGACGAGAUGGAGUGA